This is a messenger RNA of Lobosporangium transversale, 633 nucleotides long. Its product is annotated as translation initiation factor eIF 4e-like domain-containing protein. Gene Ontology annotation, cellular component: eukaryotic translation initiation factor 4F complex. The transcript has 4 exons. Lineage: Eukaryota; Fungi; Mortierellomycota; Mortierellomycetes; Mortierellales; Mortierellaceae. The record is from RefSeq and is a predicted model, not a curated record. Gene Ontology annotation, molecular function: translation initiation factor activity; RNA 7-methylguanosine cap binding. Gene Ontology annotation, biological process: translational initiation. The coding region runs from base 1 to 633 and encodes 210 amino acids.
AUGGCUCAGCACGACAGUGAUAAUAACAACACUCUUGCUGUCCCUACCGAAAAUACAAAAUAUGUUACGGUUUUUAAUGACCCAGUCAACUUUAACGUCAAGCAUCCACUAAACAACUCGUGGACUCUAUGGUUUGACAAUCCUGGAAAGAAAACCAAUCCCAAUACUUGGGAACAGUCGCUCAAGGAGCUCAUCACUGUCGAGACAGUUGAAGAUUUUUGGGGGGUGUAUAACAAUGUUAUGAAGGCAUGUGAUUUGGCGAUCAACUCCAACUAUCAUCUGUUCAAACAGGGAAUCAAGCCCAUGUGGGAGGAUCCUGCCAAUAAGCGGGGUGGAAAAUGGAGCAUUCAGCUUCCUCGAAACAAGACUAUAAGCGAGAUUGAUAAUAUUUGGCUGUAUACUAUGCUUGCAUGUAUUGGCGAGGCAUUUGAGCAUGAGAACGAGGUGUGUGGCGCUGUUGUAUCUGUUCGAAAGGCAUUUUUUAGGAUAGCAUUGUGGACACGAUCUUCCGACAACCAGGAGAUCGUCAUGAACAUUGGUCGUACUCUCAAGCGAUCUGCUAAUAUUCAUGGAACACUCGAGUUCCAGAGCCAUCAUGAUUCUACUCCUAAGGCCGAACCAUGGACUGUCUAA